AUGUGGUUGAAGCAAUACAACGACCUUUCGUUCCAGCAGGAGUUUAGCCCCGAUCUAGAGAGUAUUCGAAGGUGUGGCCUUGAGGCCAAGCAGGAAAUCAAGCUUGCAAAGGCGAAGGCCGACCACCAGGACCAAAGACUGCAGCAAAUGGAGAGGAAAGCGGCGUCUAAGGAGAGGCACAAGGUCAGACAGUUGUUCUCACGAGUAGAAGGUGACCUCCAUACAAUCAAGAAUGACCAGCUUCAGCGAGACAUUCGUCGAGCGGAAGAAAGCCGUCGCCAGCUUCUCGACUCAUUAUCAUCUUAUGACUACCUUACACCGUUCAAGAAAGCCUUUGGAUCUGGUAAAACGAUCCUCACGUAA
Messenger RNA from Colletotrichum higginsianum IMI 349063, 363 nucleotides. RefSeq lists its product as uncharacterized. NCBI's taxonomy places the organism in Eukaryota, Fungi, Ascomycota, Sordariomycetes, Glomerellales, Glomerellaceae. The transcript is spliced from 4 exons. The coding region runs from base 1 to 363 and encodes 120 amino acids. The record is from RefSeq and is a predicted model, not a curated record.